This is a messenger RNA of Ilex paraguariensis (yerba mate), 3852 nucleotides long. NCBI's taxonomy places the organism in Eukaryota, Viridiplantae, Streptophyta, Magnoliopsida, Aquifoliales, Aquifoliaceae. The record is from the annotation of a GenBank genome assembly.
AGGGAAAACAUGGAGUUCAACCCAACUUGCAAGGUAAGAACUCACCCAUUAUGAUCUCUCUCUCUCUCUCUCUCUGGCAACAACCCACACCCACAAUUUUUUGAGCAAAUUCAGUGUACCCAUCAUGUUUUAUUGGAUUAUUAGUCUGCAAGUUGAAUGUAUCCGAAAAAUAGUUUCAUAAUCACUUGUUUCCAUCAAGAACCAGACUUUCUGUGAUUUGCCCACCCAUGUUUUGUAUGAUGAAGCUUAUCAUUACAUACAGGGAUCAAGUUUGCAUGUGGGUUUGAUUUGCUUUUUUCUUCCCUUAAAAAGCACUCCAAACUUUUUCUUCUUAUCUUUAUAUUUUUAUUCUUGUUUCCCCUCCUUUUGAGAUUGUGAAUUGCAACUUGGGGUAUUCUACUACCAAAAAAGAAAUGCUUAUCUGAUUUCUACCCCAUUCAAGUUCUUCCAACUUUGUUCUAUAUCUGUACUGUUGAUUUUAGGGUUAAAUGCAAAAAAACACCCUUGUACUUACAAGGGUUUGGCAGACAACCUCCCUCAACGUUAAAUUGUUGCACUAGACGUGCUUAAACUACAAUUUUUUAUUCAAAACAAGACAGGCGUCGCAUAUUUAACGAAACAUUACACACAUGCGGCCAAAAUAGCGACUGGGUGGCCAAAUUUGUCAAAUUUUUUAUCCAAAAAUCCAAAAAUAUCCCCUUCCCCUCUCCCUUUCCCUUUUGUUGUGUUUCUCUCUUUCCCAUCAUCACCGGCGAUCAGUCCACCAUCAUCAGUCAUCUCUCUCUCUUCACUCCACUGCCCAACACCCCAAUCAAAAUCCACUCACCAAAACAAAACCCUAACCUGAACAUGGAUGGCAACCCAUCUCAAAACAACCGCCCAUGGUACUCCACUACAUUUGCACCCACCACCCCAAUGGUGCUCUGUCCAGCCACAAUGGGGGUUUUUUGCAUUUAACCCUUGAUUUUAAUUUAUUUUCUAUUCUACAGUUAUUUUUAUGAAAAUGUGAAUGUAACCCAUAUUUAAAAUCGUAUUUACAAACUACGUUUUUAAUACAAAAUUUCAAACGCAUAUCUUGCAAAUAAGUUUUUACACUGAAAAGCGUAGCUUAAACUCAAUACUUUUGUGUAAAAUAACCUUAAAUCUAGAAAUAAGUUAGAAUUGAGAUAGAAUAAAAGUAUAAAAAGCACAGUAACUUGGAACUUGCAUAGAUUAACAUAUUUACACUUGUCCACAGAAUGGUCGGUUGUAAUUUGUCUGUAGGACUCGUGAUUUCACAUAUCCCCUGACGGGCCUGAUCUAUAUGUGGUGCUUCAGACUGGGCCUAUUUGUGAAUCCAGUGGGCCUACACCAGCUCGAAUAAGAAGUCAAUGAGAAAAUAUUCAAUGUAACGCUAACACUACAUCGUUAAUAUCAUGUGGUGUGACCGUUCAAUAGAAAUAUAACAAAUGAACAAAUGGAUCCCACACAUUUAGUAAUCACCCGUUCAUGUCAUUUGAUAAUCACCCCAUGUAAAAAAGUGGGAUCUACUUUAUCCACUUAAUUGUGUUUCUAUUGGAUGGUAAUACCACGUGAUAUUAACAACGUGGAGUCACUACGGCAUUGAAUAUUUACUAUUCAUUAACCAUUAUGCAUCAAUAAGUAGGGGUGUUCACUCUACUCUACAGGUAGGAAAUAUGAUCUUUCGUCUUUUUAUCCAAUACUUUGCAGAAGAAUUUUUUCUUGACCUAUCCUACCCGAUCAAGUGUGAUAUUCUUACCCGAUUUUUGGCCAAAUUAAUCAAAUAGGAAUUCAGGUGAACACUUUUGUAGUUAUUAAUUUUUGGAUCAUUUUAACAAUUCAAUUAGAUAACAUGCAUUAAUUUUACAACACAAUAAACCAGUAACACUAAAAUCUAAAACAAUUACAAUAAACCACAAGAAAAUAUAAACAUCAAUUCAUCAUAAUUAUUGUACAAAUACAAUAACAAUUAUUUUAAGUUUAAACCAUAUGGUUAGGGAAUUAGGGUUUUUAGUUUAUCUAUAUAUAUAUAAAUAAUUAAUGUGAGUAGGGUAGGAUAAGAAUACAGAAAUUAAUGGUUAUUCCACAUUUUUACUUGAUUUUUUCAGCUAGCCGUUGAAUAGGAUCAGGUAAGGUAGGAAAUUGUGACUAAUCAAAAAUUUAAACACCCCUAUCAAUGAGGGUUGCCGUGGGCAGCAUUCAAAGUUAUAACUCUACUCUUUGAUCGACCUUAAAAUGCUAUGAUCAAGCAUUAAUAGUUGUAACGUCUGUUGCAAUGAUAUUUUACGGUACAACUAACAACCGUUAUUUGAAAGUACAUUGUAGUAGAUCACUAUUUGUUAGUGAUUUAAAAUUUAAAAAGAUAACUUUCUAUGCUGGGCAUAGUCGAACAUUAGAUUAUUGGGGUGGGAAUGGUAGGAUUGAAAUAUUCUUGGUUUACAAUUAGAAAGAUUAUACUAAUAACUUUGAACUUUGACUCAUCAAACUAAGGUCCUUCUGGCCCUCUAAUCCCCACUCAAACACCUCCUACUCCUCUUAACUGACAGUGGUGGGAUCCUAGUGUGUUGAUCUGCUAUUAAUUUGAGUAUGAAAUCUUGCACUUUCCAACAGAAAAAUAAAACUUUAACUCGACAUUUCAAACAAUCAUCAGGCUUGUGGUAGUCCUCUUUGGGAUCACUUUUGAUAUGUGCACACGUUGUAGCUAGUAGAAAUGCAUUUUUAUACUCUUGCGUCUUCUAUGUACUCUAUUCCCUGUUUAUAUCAGGACAAGAAGAAAACGAUGAAGCUAUCCAUGCUACUAUGCUGCAAACUCUAUAUCUCUGAAUCACGAAACAAAGAAGCUCUUGAUUCAAUCGAACGUGCAGCUAAGCUUGAUCCAGAAACAGUUACUGUAAACAAGUUUGAGGAUCGUGCCUACAACCGGGUCAGGUACACUCUUGUAUCAUAUGUUGCUCAUGAUGGCACAGGGUGUCCCAUUUAUAGCCCUUUGCAACAAACUGUGUUAGCAAUGGCCGAAGCCGCUUAUGAAGCCAUAAACCUUGAGUUGCACUCGGGGGCACACCCCCGGCUUGGUGUUGUAGAUGACAUUGUUUUCCAUCCCUUGGCACGAGCAUCACUGGAGGAAGCAGCUUGGCUCGCCAAAACUGUGGCAGCAGAUAUUGGCAACCGAUUCCAAGUACCAGUAUUUCUAUAUGCUGCAGCACACCCAACCGGGAAGGCUUUGGAGACCAUCCGACGUGAGCUGGGCUACUACCGGCCAAACUUCAUGGGUAAUCAAUGGGCCGGAUGGGCCCAGCCUGAAGUUCUUGCUGAAAAUCCCGAUGAAGGCCCCAACACGGUGUCUCGUGCCAGAGGUAUUGCGAUGAUUGGUGCACGUCCAUGGGUCGCAACAUACAACGUUCCAAUCAUUUCCAUAGAUGUCUCGGCUGCUCGACGGAUUGCAUUGUUGGUAAGUGCUCGAGGUGGUGGGCUGCCUACUGUGCAAACACUGGGCCUGGUUCAUGGUGAGGACUCGACCGAAAUAGCUUGCAUGCUGUUGGAGCCUAACCAAAUUGGCGCGGACCGGGUCCAGAGCCGGGUUGAAAUGCUGGCUGAGCAAGAAGGCCUGGAUGUGGAGAAGGGUUACUUCACUGAUUUUUCACCAGAGAUGAUAACUGAAAAAUACAUGAAAUUAAUCUCUGCUGAAUCUGACUAAGGCAGGAUUGUACAAAAUAUCUAAUAACAAAUGUUAACCAGCUCAAACCUGUUGAGCUUUCCAAUUCUCUCUCUCUCUCUCUCUCUCGUGCGUGUGUAUACAUCCACUUUUACAGACGUGUGUUUGUGUGUUUUAGGACAUAAGACAUGGUCAUUCCC